AUGUCACUCGGUUUCCAAGCGAAUCGAGGCUGGCCUACGUUCCUUUCGACAGUUAUUCCAACGCCUCCGCUUCGACAGCGUGCUAACUUUACUAUAAGGCGUGGGCCACUUCCCACUACUUCCCAUGCGUUCUUGUAUCUACACACGCUUCCUACGCCGCUGCCGCAUGCUGUCUAA
Molecule: messenger RNA, 177 nt
Organism: Fomitiporia mediterranea MF3/22
Lineage: Eukaryota; Fungi; Basidiomycota; Agaricomycetes; Hymenochaetales; Hymenochaetaceae
Exons: 2
Coding region: 1-177 (58 amino acids)
Source: RefSeq, a predicted model, not a curated record